Molecule: messenger RNA, 4074 nt
Organism: Syngnathoides biaculeatus (alligator pipefish)
Lineage: Eukaryota; Metazoa; Chordata; Actinopteri; Syngnathiformes; Syngnathidae
Gene: nphp1
Product: nephronophthisis 1
Exons: 20
Coding region: 460-2559 (699 amino acids)
Biological process (GO): protein localization involved in establishment of planar polarity
Cellular component (GO): cytoplasm; cilium
Molecular function (GO): protein binding
Source: RefSeq, a predicted model, not a curated record
GGAGUUUGGACGACCAAAACUGGAAUGCACAAUAUUCUGAAAAAAAAAACACACAAAAAAAACCUAGCUGUCGCGUAUGAAACGUCCUUUUUUUCCUCAUUAUAUCUCGGAACGUCUGAAGGAAAAUUAAGGAACGAGCAGUAAGCGAAGGCAACACGUUUCACAACAAGCGUCCUGUGAAGCCACUGAAGGUUAAUCGAAUUUUCAUAUAUACUAAUUUGUCUUCCACAAAUUAAGUAUAUAAGCUUAAUGUUACUGAAUACACUUCUGACAGAUUAAGUGUAUAGUCUCACGAUAAAAGUAAGACUUAAGAGUGGAUAAAAAAAAAAUAACUUUGAAAACGACUCCACCCGGAAGUAAAUCAUGGCUGCCUAGCGACCGGCGGACCAAUAGGAGCGCAGCGUCACAUCGCACUCGAGUCCCCAAAUUGCAACGAUGACGGCUAACAAGGGCGAUUAAAUGCCGCCUAAGGGAAGAGGACCCCUGCAACAGGUCCACAGAGAGGUGGACGACAUGAGGGGGCAGCUGGAGAGUCUUUUGAAAGAUGUUCAGGGUGACGACACGGAAAGCAAAGAAGAGUCCUUUCGGAGGUGCCAAGAACUUCAGCUAUCUGCAGAGAAAACGCUGAAGAAUCUGACACAGCUCACCAAGGCCGAUGAGAUUGCGCCAGUGGGCAACUACGACCAGAGGAAACUCGAGGAAGAAAGACGAUUGCGCAGCGUCCUGGAGCAGCUGAACAAACUCUCUGCGGAGCUCUCGCCGCCGGGACCCAGCACGGAUCCGCCGACGGGUGACGCCCGGAAAGAAGGCGAGGGCGGCACUGGAGACAGCGAUGAGGCCGACACCGACGAAGACGCCGCCCAGAAGGACGACGGCCGCAAGGACGAGAGUCGAGCGGCGAACGCGACCCCGCAGUCGGAGCCCUGCGUCUACACCGCCCUCAGUGAUUUCCAAGGGGACCAGGAGGGAGAUUUGACCGUUAAGCGAGGCGACACGCUGAAAAUCAUCAGGAAGACGAGCGACGGCUGGUGGCUGGCCGAGAACGCCGACGGCGACCGAGGCGUGGUGCCGAGAACGUACCUGAAGAUCGGUUCCGCCCUCGCUGCCGACAAGGAUGAAGAGGAAGAUGAAGAGUCCCCUGACGAGGCCGAGGAGGAGGAAGAGGGUUCCGAAGAGCUGGCUGAAGAAGAAGAAGAAGAAGAAGACGAGGAAGAAGAGAAGCCGAGUGACGCUGCCCAGUCCAAUUGGUCCACUUUUAGAAAAGCUCUCACUGAGAUCGACGCAACCGACGUCCUCGCCGCCAUGGGCGCCAUCCCUUCCGGGUUCAGGCCGUCCACGCUCAGUAAACUGCUGGUGGACGAAGGCGCCAAAUACAAAGGAAGUCAUUUCAUGCAGCCGGAGCUCAGCCAAUCCCAGCUGUCCUUCAGCGACCUCUUCUUGGAUCCGGACACUGGCAGGCACCGAACGUCACGCGACUCGCAGGUACGGCCUCGACACACCCGGACGUGCGUUUGUUUCACCCUGUGGAGCUGCAAGAGCAUUCCCACGCCCGGCGUCGGCGUUCAGGUCCUCAGCAGACACAUCCGCCUCUGCGCCUUCGACGGAACUCGGGUGCUGAGUAACAUCCACACGGUCAGGGCUACGUACACCCCCAAAAACCCCAGGACCUGGCUCUUCUCCCCGCGGACGGCCGGCGUCCUGCCAUCGCUGCUGGACGGCGACUGCUUCUUGCGCUGCGACGCCGACGACCCGGACCUCGGAAUCCUCUUCGAGCUCGGCGUCACCUUUAUACGCAACUCGACAGGCGAGCGCGGAGAUCUGAGCUGCGGGUGGGCUUUCCUCAAACUGAGCGACGCCGCCGGAAACGCGCUUCCCAGCAGGACAUACGAGCUGCCAGUGAGUGGCGGCACCCCUUACGAGAAGGACGUCGACAUGGAGGGAUUCCUCACUCGAGCGUCUUCAGCCGGCAUCUUCCAGCAGAUGCUGAAAGCGCGGCGGCAGCCCAAACUCAUCGUCAAGUUCAAGACGGCCAACGCUCGCAUCAAAAUGCAACUCAGCUUCCUGCCCAGCACGCUGCUGCACUGCUUGAAUUUGGUCCCCCUGCUGGCCAUGUACAGGCAGCUGCUGGCCGACGCGCUGCUGGUGGACCGGCCCACCAUGCAGAACGCGGAUUUGAUCUUCAGUCCCGUGCUCGCCACCUUCCCGACCCUCGUGGACCAACCCGACCUGCUGGACGCCGUCAGGACUGCCUGGAUGGAUGCGGAAAGCAACAUGAGCAGGGCGCAGAAGAGAGACGAGGCCCAAGUCAAGCAAGAGUUCGCGAAGGCCUUCCGGUCGUCGGCGUCGCUCCUCCUGCACUCGCCUUCUCUGCCGUGGCACCGUUGGGCCGACGCCGCCUCGGAGGAGCAGCGGUCGCGCCUCAUCGGCAGCGCGCUGGAGGCGCUCAAGCGGGCCCGCGGCCCGUCCGGCGGCUUGGAGGUCCUGGCCGACCCCGCCCGCGCUCACCUGGCCUUUGACGUCGCCGAGAUGACCUUCGACCUCCUGAGGGUGGCGCGCUAGAGCGACAGAGAAAUGGACGCACAUCAAGCAUCGUUAUUUUUGUAAUAUUUGCAUUCACAUUUUAAACCGGUGGCAGCUUCAAUGCACAUGUCGCCAUUCAAAAAACGAAAAAUACAUUUUGACCUUUGUGAUUGUUACGCAUGUCGUUUAAAAAAAAUGCCAAUGGAUCAUCCAUCCACCCAUUUUGCUCACGAGGGUCACGGGGAGUGGCGGAGCCUAUCCCAGCUGUCAACGGGCAGGGCACACCCUGAACCGGUCGCCAGCCAAUCGCAGGGCACAUGGAGACAAACAGCAGCACUCACGAUCACACCUCGGGGCAAUUUAGAGCUCAUUCAUUAGUAAUUAAUGUUGCAUGUUUUUGGGAUGUGGGAGGGAAGCGGAGUGCCCACACAGGAACGGGGUGUGGAACAUGCAAACUCCACACAGGCGGGGCCGGGAUCAAACCCGGGUCCUCAGAACUGUGAGGCCAGCGCUUUUGACAGCUGAGCCACCGUGCCGCGCCUGGCAAUGGAUGAUUUUUGUUCUUUUUUUUUUUUUUUUUUUUUGUAAAAUGCAAUUUUCAACAUUUUAACUCCCGGGCUCGUCUCAUGCAUUGCGAUGCUAAUUAUAAAAUGUGUAAUUUUAUAAUGAAUCCAAGAUGGUUGUCUGCGGUCUGGGCGCGGCCCGAGCACAUUUUUGCUCGUCUCGCUGAGCUGCGUCGUCGGGCCCCCUCCCAUUAGGUCAACAUCGCUCAGCGGGGGCACCAAAGGAGCGUCGCGCGUUAAUGAUUACUCGCUCUGUGCAUUCUGUAAAAUCAAAGCCGAGCAGCAGCUGCGAUGAGUUCAGGUCAACAUUUGUGGGCACAAAUAUCAUUUCAUAAAAAAAUGAUAUUUUUUUAUGUUUUACAUUUAUAUAAGACCCAUUUUUAAUCUGAGAUGAAAUUGUGUGCAUUUUUUUUUCCACAAUCUGGUGAAAUUCAAUAAAUCCAGUCACCCCCCAUUAAAAUGUAAUCCAUGCUCGUGUUUGCCGGCAAACAGGACGAGGCCAUCCCGAAUUUCCACAUUCCGCCAUCCCGUCCGUCCCUUCUUCCUCUUUUUUUGGCCCUCAUUGGUCACGGCCAUGCCAAGCCAGAAAGCAACAGCACAGAUUUAACAUCGUUCGUCUCCAACCAAACGGAAGAAAAGUCGUUUUGGCCGAGCUUGGGUGACUUUGCCGUGGGACGGUCGGGUUGCGACUGUCCCGAUACUUUUGUCAUUUCAUUUGAGUGAAUUCAAACAAAGCAAAAAAAAAACACAUACAAAAGUGACGAGACAUUUGCGAAAUUUUCGCCGCUGUUCAAAAUAAAAAAUGCAUUGCCACAUCCGCCCAUUUUCUGAGCCGCUUAUCCUCACGAGUGUCGUGGUAGUGCCGGAGCCAAUCCCGGCUGUCGUCAAAUUCCUUGUGUGUAGUUACACACUUGGCCGAUAAAGCUGAUUCUGAAGCGGGGUACACCGUGGAUUGGUCGCCAGCCAAUCGCAGAGCACAUGAGGGCAGGCA